Messenger RNA from Triticum turgidum subsp. durum (durum wheat), 1437 nucleotides. The record is from the annotation of a GenBank genome assembly. Lineage: Eukaryota; Viridiplantae; Streptophyta; Magnoliopsida; Poales; Poaceae.
AUGGAGAGCUUCUCCAGAACGUCGCCUCAGGAUUGGGAGCUCGGUGACCGGACAGGAGGGUGCUCCAAAAACACUCCGCUGGAUUGCAAUGGCAACAGGAGUUCCACAGACGUGUUCCAACCCAUAGCUCGUGUGACAUUACCCUAUGGUCCCCAGAGUUUACAGCAUGCUCCUGCAAAUCGGAGCGAAUGCGAAUGGGCCUGCCUCACCAACUGCUCCUGUACUGCUUACUCCUACCAUGACAGCAAAUGCUCUGUUUGGCAAGGGGAGUUGUUCAGUGUAAACAAGGAUGAUGGCAUCGAGAUCAGCUCUGAAUAUACUCUGUACAUUCGCCUUGCUGCGGGAGAUGUUCCAAGUUCAACAAGAGAUAGUAAAAGAAAACCAGCAGCUGGAGCUGUUAUUGCUGCAAGCGUUAUCAGUUUUGGGUUGCUGAUGCUCAUGCUGCUACUGGUGAUCUUAAGGAACAGAUUCAACUGGUGUGGUAUGUCAUCACAGGCCACCAAUCAAGGUAAUGUUGGAGUUGUUGCCUUUAGAUACGCCGAUUUGGGCCGUGCUACAAAGAAUUUCUCAGUGAAGCUAGGAGCAGGAGGUUUUGGGACUGUAUUUAAGGGAGUUCUAAGUGACCUGACUAGUGUAGCAGUGAAAAGGCUUGAAGGUGCGCGUCAGGGAGAGAAGCAAUUCAGGGCAGAGGUAAGUGCACUUGGACUGAUCCAGCACAUCAACCUGGUCAAAUUGGUUGGUUUCUGUUGUCAUGGUGAUAAGAGGCUGCUUGUAUAUGAACACAUGUGCAAUGGUUCUCUUGAUUCCCAUCUGUUCCAAAGCAAUGGUACAGUCCUCAACUGGAGCACCAGAUAUCAGAUAGCCAUCGGAGUUGCUAGAGGAUUGUCCUACCUGCAUCAGAGUUGCCGCGAAUGCAUCAUACACUGUGAUAUCAAGCCAGAAAAUGUACUUCUCGAUGAAUCGUUUGUCCCUAAAAUUGCAGACUUUGGGUUGGCAUCGGUCAUAGGAAGGGAUUUUAGCCGGGUUCUAACUACAUUCAGGGGAACUACAGGGUAUCUUGCCCCAGAGUGGCUUAGCGGGGUUGCUAUUACAUCAAAAGUCGAUGUUUACAGCUUUGGCAUGGUACUGAUAGAAAUCAUAUCGGGAAGAAGGAAUGCGUCUGUUGUGCACACUAGCAGCAACGACCAUGUCACUUUUUUCCCUGUGCAAGCCAUCAACAAGCUUCAUGAGGGAGAUGUGCAGAGCUUGGUAGAUCCAGAAUUACAUGGUGACUUUAACUUGGAUGAGGUUGAAAGAGUUUGCAAUGUAGCAUGUUGGUGUAUCCAGGAUAAUGAGCUGGAGCGGCCAACAAUGGGUGAAGUGGUCAGAGUUCUUAAGGGUCUAAUGGAGCUUGAUAUGCCUCCGAUGCCAAGACUGCUUGCGGCUAUAACAACAUAA